Messenger RNA from Medicago truncatula (barrel medic), 1518 nucleotides. Its product is annotated as probable myosin-binding protein 5. NCBI's taxonomy places the organism in Eukaryota, Viridiplantae, Streptophyta, Magnoliopsida, Fabales, Fabaceae. Gene Ontology annotation, molecular function: myosin binding. The transcript has 2 exons. The coding region runs from base 1 to 1518 and encodes 505 amino acids. The record is from RefSeq and is a predicted model, not a curated record.
AUGGCGACUCGAUCAUUUAUUCGUUUUGUUGAGAGAAAUAUAGGAAAGUUCCCACACUUUCUGUUGUGCAUGAUGCUUGAGUGGGUGUUGAUAAUUUCCUUGUUCAUUGAUGGGCUUCUAGCAUUUUUCAUCACAGAAUUUGCAAGGUUUUUUGAUUUGGAAAUUCCAUGUUGGCUAUGCGCAAAGAUGAAUCAUUUUCUUACUCACAAGACUCCUAAUUUUUAUUACAACAGUUCCAUGUGUGAGGCUCAUAAGAAAGACGUUUCGUCUUUGGCAUUUUGUUAUAAUCACAAGAAACUUUCUGAUACAAGGAAGAUGUGUGAAGGGUGUUUGCUUUCAUUCGCAACGCAGAAGGAAUCAAAUUGUGAUACCUAUAAGUCUCUUGUAGGGAUUUUGAAUAAGAAUUUGGAUUGCUUUGUUGAAGAUAGUGGAAACAUACAAUUAAGUUUGAAGGAUGAAGGAGUUAUACAGGUCGAGAAAAAUGGUACUCAAAAGUGUUCAUGUUGUGGAGCACCGUUGAAACUCAAGUCUUCCAUAUCUAAAAGAAAGAAUUUAGUUUCAAAUUUACAAGCUCCAACCGCUUCGCCACGAGCUCAUCCAUUCAUCGCGUCAAAAUGCGAGGAAUCUCGUGGUACAGAAUCACCUCGAAUAUUGAACGCAAAAAAAGAUUAUGAGCUUCAGCAAAAUGAGGAUGACAAUGACAACAACUUGAAAAAUCAGAGUUUAGAAUUAAAAGAAGUAAACAAAGGUGCCUUUUGGCCUCUAUUGACAGGGUCCGACGAUAUAAACGUAGAAUCCCCCAAAACCCCAUCUUUUCCAUGGGGCAGCAGGUUCUUUGGAGUCCCACCUACAGAUUCUCCAAACAACAGUCCAAGAUGGUCUUCUUUGUCUUCUGUCUCGGGCAAGAAAUCACCAUUAGAAAAGAUGGAAUCUACAUCUGACUCUACUGAGGGGAAUUGUCAAGAUGAAGAAGUCGAUGCCGUCUUAAAUAAUUUGAAGAGGCAAGUUCGUUUGGAUCGCAAGUCGCUCAUGGCUUUGUACAUGGAGUUGGAUGAAGAGAGAAGUGCUUCAGCUGUUGCUGCCAACAAUGCUAUGGCAAUGAUCACCCGCUUGCAGGAAGAGAAGGCAACUUUGCAUAUGGAUACUUCACAAUAUCAAAGAAUGAUGGAGGAGCAAAUAGAGUAUGAUGAAGAAGUCUUGCAAGAAACUAAUGAAUUACUUCUUAAACUAGAAGAAGAAGUCAAAACUUUAGAUGCUGAAUUGGAGAUUUAUAGAGAUAAAUAUGGAUGUUUGACAGAAGAUGAUAUUAAGGCUCAUGGUGGCAAUAACUUCCCAUUUAGGUCCGUUGAAGGCGAGGAUGAUGUGGAAAAAGACCUUGAUCUUGGUCAACCUGAUUCAUCGAAGGCAAAUAAUGGAGGGGGAAAGUUCAAGGAAUCACUAAAAGAUUUUAGAAUGGAGAAAACAUAUCUUCUUGCGCGGAAGAAAAUGGAAAAUGGAUAUCCCUUGACAGAGAAUUGA